UGUCGAGUCAUAUCGUCCUGACAACAGCUUUUCCAUCUGUAUGAAAACAAAGAGAGCACACAUGACAAACUCCAACAUUCUGUUAAACAAGUAAAAAAAAAAAACUGUCCUCUUUUUCCAAAGCCGUGCGUAAAAAUGUCAACUUUUAACCCUCAACAUUAACAUUCCUCCUUUUCAGUGUCAGUGGUGCUGAAGGUGAAUUAAUGAGAGCUGGUCUGCUUCUGUUGCUGUCUUUAAUAAGUUUACCGCUCAAGUUGUAGUUUGAGAAGACAAAGGCUGAUGUGGGAGUGGGGAUGCUGUCCAUGUCCGCCCCAAAUGAUUAAUAGUUGUGGUGGGAUUUUUCCACGCCCGCUGCUCGGUGACGAUGGAAAACAAGCGCCAAAUGUUGCCCAAAAGAGAGAGGCUCCUUCCGGACAAUAACUUUUGUCAAUAUUAGCAGUGGCUGAGCCAGAUUUCUUCCACAGCACACGCGUGGCACAUUAUUUGCAUAUGCGUUGGAUUAUAAUUUUGAUAGCAAGCCACAGCAGGAUUUGUGAGUUAAAUGGGUUAUUUUGCCAACUCCCUCAGACCCUCCCCUCCCCAGAAGCUCCCCAAACUCUUCUUUACACAAACGUGUAAUUUCUACCGUCACUCAGUCGCUCAUAGGAAACGCACAAGUGCAUGUAAGUCUAAUGGGGGAUCUGCGUUUCGACCAGCAGGUCGAGCAGCCACUCUUUGGUUACUUCACCUCCACUUCCCGCACGCACCCCUCACGACCACCGGAACACACAGUCUCAUAAUGUAGGACAGGUAAACGUUUUGUGUCAGUGAAGUCAGCAGUGUGCAGGUUUGUGCUGAUGGAGAAGCAUGAGGUUCACUAAGCGAUACUACAGCCGGAGACUGACAACGAGAGCGGGGAGGGGGGCGAUAUUGAGUUGAGUUGUCUGUAAUGCACUUUACAAGCCCGCCUGUGCUACAGAGAGACAUGAGGAGAGGUUUAUUAGUGCAAUGAGUAAUCAUGAUGUCACUGUUAAAUGGUGUUUUGUCGGGAAGGUCUUCUCAUUCAUACAUAGUGCGAAUUGUCACGCUGCAGUGCAAAAAAAAAAAAAAACACACACUCCACUUUCAGCCUGGCUCACUCUGAGCUGUGGCUGCACUUGAAACUGACCAUAAUACAGCAAGAUUAGCUCUUUCAGCCGCUAACAGGCUCCAAAUAUAUGGCACUUUAAAAGUGACACAACAGCCUUUUCCCUGUGAAUGGGCGACACGUGGAAAAGCUGCUUCUCUGCAAGAGACUUGCUCCUCUGCCAGAUCCAUUGCAGUGUCACAUAGUCCUCUUUUUUCUCCCUCCAAACUGAUCCGUUUCUCCUCAGGGGCAAUGACUGCCUCCAUUAAUGAUUCACGGGCUCAAAUAAAAGGGAUUUAAGUUGACGUUGCGUCACGUGAGCGCAGCGCAUAAUACUGCGCGAUGUAAUGGCACGGGGAAGAAAACCGGAGCCCCGGUCUGGCCAUAUGAUGCUGAUUAUAUGCGGGUUACCCCCACUUUCCGUGAGGGGAGACCGGGUCGUGUAGAUUGUUUAUCGAGGGGAGAAAAAAAAUGAGAAGAGAGGCGAAGUGAAACACAGAGGAUCCCGCGUCUGUGGAUGUAUAAUACUGCUGUUACGGACGGAUAUGUUUUUCCACGCGGACAGAGUCACAGUCCGAGCUUUGGGAAGGAUGGAUUUUAUUUCGAGAAAUCCAGCCAACUAAAUUCAGGCCAUCGCGAGGUCCCCGAGACAUCCUGAACUGCCUUCGGUUCACCCGAGGAGGCCAUUGGCGGAGAGGCGUCACGUGACCACGGGGUGCCAAUGUUAUUCUACAAGGGUGUCAAGACCCUGUCAGUUUCUGAAAUAAAUAUUGGGAAACGGCGAGAUGCAAAAGGCAACCUACUACGACAGCUCCGCAAUUUACAGUGGCUACCCAUAUCAAAGCGCAAAUGGCUUCAGUUAUGAUGCCAAUCAGGUCCAAUAUCCCCGGGCCUCUCAUGUGGAAAGUGAGUACCAUCGACCUGCCUGCUCCCUGCAGUCUCCUGACGGCUCCGUGGCUUUGCAGAAGCCGGGGGAGAUGGCGGAGGGCUGCGACAGGACCACAUCCAUUCAGGUGGCGCAGUCCCAGGUUCAUCCCGAAAGCAAUCAACCGCAGGUGCCGGUGUCAGGUCCACCCCCUCCCUCACAAUCCCCGGGUGCUAUCAGCCAAAGCGCAAGCAACGGGUCCAACCAGCCCAGUGCCAAGAACGAUUCCCCGACCUCUAACGCUCGCAGCAAACACAUCUUCCCCUGGAUGAAGGAGUCUCGUCAGAACACCAAGCAGAAACCCACCAGUAGCGCCAGUUCAGUGGAGAGUUGCCCCGGAGACAAGAGUCCUCCAGGGUCAGCAGCAUCGAAGAGGGCCAGGACAGCCUACACCAGCGCCCAGCUCGUGGAGCUGGAGAAGGAGUUCCACUUUAACCGGUACCUCUGCAGACCCCGGAGAGUGGAGAUGGCGAACCUGCUCAACCUUACCGAGAGACAAAUUAAAAUCUGGUUCCAGAACCGCAGGAUGAAGUACAAGAAGGAUCAGAAGGGCGUCGGAAUGAUGCCUUCCCCCGGCGGACAGUCCCCGCGGAGCCCCGUGGGCCCUGCCUCCAGUGGUGGCGGUGGGGGAGGAUACCUCAACUCUAUGCAUUCUCUUGUAAACAGUGUACCUUAUGAAUCCCAGUCGCCGACGUCUUACAAUAAACCACAUCAAAAUGCAUACGGUAUGGCUACGUCAUAUCCCCCGCCUUUGAACAGCUCCCUCAACAACUGCCCGCCCUCCCAGAAGAGGUAUUCCGUGACCGACUCGGCCACGCCCGAGUAUGACGCGCAUCCUCUCCAAGGCAAUGGCAACUACGGGACGCACAUGCAGGGCAGCCCCGUUUAUGUCGGCGGAGGUUACAUCGAGUCUAUGCCCAAUUCCGGGGCCUCUGUUUUCGGUCUAACCCAUCUCCCGCACCCGCCGUCCACAAACAUGGACUACAAUGGAGCAAUCACAAUGGGCAACAGUCAGCAUCACGGAGUGUGUGAUCCGACACCGACGUACACAGACCUAACGCCGCACUACUCUCAGGGAAGAAUCCAGGAAGCGCCCAAACUGACGCAUCUGUAGCGGUGGCGCUGUACUCGGAUCACUCCGCCCAUUGUCUUACCCACCUACACAUCACUGCUUUGUUUCUGCGCCUCUUCACGGCUUCCACCUUCUCUGCCUUUGUUUAUGUUUUCUAUAGUUUGAUGUGUGAAGUAGCGUAGGCUAAAUAAUCACGACUUGUUCGGAUUUUUUCUCUAUUUGCUUGUGUCAUUGUCUCACAAAGACCUUUAUCUGGGCUGUAGGACUGUAGAGCGGGAGGGAGGGGGGGCACAGUAUAUGCAUAGGUCUAUUUAAUCUUUUUUUUUUUAAUCUCGUUUUAAAGCUGAAACUCAAACAGGGUAUUAUGAACGUUAUGCUAUUCAUUUUAAUGUGAAUUUGUCCGUCUUUUAUUUAUCCGCAGUUGAAGAAUUGUGUUUUGCAUUUUGUUGCACUUGUGAAAGAAUCCUCCAAGAGCCACCAGCUUGGUAUUUGAGGGAAAUGCAUUUUCAGAAAAAAAGAAACAGGGGUCAUGAGUUUAAAUGCAGCUUCCCUUGCUUGUGUUUUGUUUUAUUGGACUUUCUAAUGUUAUUUAUUUUUUGUUUGGUGUAAAGAUAAGAGUCCUUUAGUAUUAUUUGACACCCUGCGAUCUUUUUUGUGGGGAGAAGGUUGAUGGAUAUUCGCGUCUCGGCCCUUUUGUACCCCAUAUUCAUGUAGCCUGCAGCAGCAGCAGCAGCAGCACAUCGUGUUUGCCAUUUAAGCCAAUGUGUCUAUGUUUUCUUCCUCUUCUUCUUCUUCUUCUUCUUCUUCGAGGAGGUAUUCUGUUUCCCCAGCCAAUGUAAAAUCAAUCAGCCAUGCAAUAAGAGUGGAAAGAGGGACAUACAUUAGCAGUUUCUUUAUUGAAGAAAAAACCCGGGACAGAUCAUCAUUUUUUUUUCAAUGUCAUACAUUCCAUGCUGCUCCAGUUCGAAGAGAUGAAUAAAAAAAUUGAAAUAUAA
Molecule: messenger RNA, 4097 nt
Organism: Solea senegalensis (Senegalese sole)
Lineage: Eukaryota; Metazoa; Chordata; Actinopteri; Pleuronectiformes; Soleidae
Gene: hoxa3a
Product: homeobox A3a
Exons: 4
Coding region: 1891-3144 (417 amino acids)
Biological process (GO): regulation of transcription by RNA polymerase II
Cellular component (GO): nucleus
Molecular function (GO): RNA polymerase II cis-regulatory region sequence-specific DNA binding; DNA-binding transcription factor activity, RNA polymerase II-specific
Source: RefSeq, a predicted model, not a curated record